Messenger RNA from Myotis daubentonii (Daubenton's bat), 1911 nucleotides. Its product is annotated as nuclear RNA export factor 2-like. The record is from RefSeq and is a predicted model, not a curated record. The coding region runs from base 1 to 1788 and encodes 595 amino acids. Gene Ontology annotation, cellular component: nucleus; cytoplasm. Gene Ontology annotation, biological process: poly(A)+ mRNA export from nucleus. NCBI's taxonomy places the organism in Eukaryota, Metazoa, Chordata, Mammalia, Chiroptera, Vespertilionidae. Gene Ontology annotation, molecular function: RNA binding; protein binding. The transcript has 21 exons.
AUGGUGCUCCCCUCCCGCCGCCGCCACUUCCACACGCUGAUGGCGCUGGCCCUGCUCACAUCCACUGAUGACGUGAAGCGAUUGGGGCUGAUGCCAGCAACAAGUACGGGCAGGGCCGGCACCAUCAGUGGCACUCCCUAUGACAUCCAACGCAACAAAAGGGGAAUGAAAUUGCAUGAUGAAGGCUGUAGUGAUGUUACUGUGUGGAGAGGUAGAAAACAUCUGGAAAGAGAAAUGGAGAACACAGAAGAUGAAACCACAGGGAGAUGGUUCAAGAUCAUAAUUCCCUAUGGAAGAAAGUAUGAAAAGACAUGGCUAAUGGAUUCCAUCCAGAAACAUUGCAGUGUACCCUUCACUCCAGUGGAGUUUCACUAUGUGAGAAACAGGGCCCAGUUCUUUGUCCAGGAUGCUCGAGCUGCCUAUGCAUUGAAGAACAUCAGCUACAAGAUUUGUGAUGAGGAAAACUGGAAGGUAGCUAUCUUUGUCAAUACUUCUGCUGCACCCUACUCUGUGCGGGAUAAACUGGCGCCAGAAGAAAUGGAACAGCUAAAGCUAGCCAUGAGAAAACGAUAUGAUGUCUCUCAGAAGGCUCUUGACCUCCGGAGUUUCCUCUAUGACCCAGGAUUUGCACACCUUGAUAUUGAUAUAAUCCUGAAUCGGAGAAACUGUAUGGCUGCAACCCUGCAGGUCAUUAAAGAGAAUUUCCCUGAGCUGUUGUCCCUGACCUUACGCAACAACAAACUGUGCCAGCUGGAUGGCCUGUCUGAUAUUAUACAGAUGGUACCCACAGUCAAGAUCCUGAACCUUUCCAAAAAUGAGCUGAAAUCCACCUGGGAGUUGGACAAGAUCAAAGGCCUGAAACUUGAAGAGCUGUGGCUGGAAGGGAACCCUUUGUGUGACACCUUCCAAAGCCAGUCUACCUAUGUCAGCGCCAUCAGGAAAUAUUUUCCCAACUUGUUACGCUUGGAUGGCCAGGAUUUGCCCCCACAAAUUGCCACUGACAUUGACAGACCCCAGUUGAUAAGUCCCUCAGUAAAGGUAAGGAAGAACAUAUUUGGAUCAGAUGCUAUGAAGAGACAAGUUGUGCAAUUCCUGCAGCAAUAUUACGUGAUCUAUGACUCUGGAGACAGACAGAAUCUCCUCGGUGCUUAUCAUGAUGAGGCCUGCUUCUCUUUGACCAUUCCCUUCAUCCAAGACAUCGCAGCCCCAAGCAGCUUGUUUGAGUACUUCAAGGAUAACAGGAAUAUGAAGAACCUCAAGGACCCCAACCUGCGUUUUCAGUUGCUGAGACAUACAAAACGUGACAUUGUGAGCUCUCUCUGUGUGUUUCCCAAAACACAGCAUGAUCUCAACUCCUUCCUAGUGGACAUGUGGUUGCAGUCGGAAAGGAUGCUCUGCUUCUGUGUCCAUGGAGUGUUCAAGGAAGUGGAAGGAAGGUCUCAGGGUUCUGUGCGUGCCUUCACCCGGACCUUCAUCACUACCCCUGCCAGCGAUUCCAGUAUAUCCAUCGUGAAUGAUGAGCUGUUUGUGAGGGAUGCCACCCUGGAUGACACUCAGAGGGCAAUUUCCAUCCCAGUGCCCACACCCUCCUGCAGCACUGGGCCCACCCUCUCCCAGGAGCAGCAGGAAAUGGUGCAGAUUUUCUCCAUCCAGUCUGGCAUGAAACCGCACUGGUCUCAAAAGUGCCUUGAGGACAAUGAGUGGAACUACAUCAAAGCUGCUCAAGUCUUCGCUACAUUCAAGGCCCAGGGCAAGAUCCCAGAGGAGGCCUUCAAACAAACCUCUUAAAAAGAGCUCUUGGAUGUCAUCUUUGUCUUCAUCCACAUCAUUUAUCUUUUCUCCUGCCUGAGGCCAUACCCAUGACUGGGCCUGGAGGCCUGCCUGACCAAGAAGCCAAAGUUACCUAACCAC